CCCCCAAAACUUAUUAGUUGCAAUUUAUUUCAGCACUGCAGGAGGCCUAUACUACCUACCUAGUACCUACCAACAAUCGAUAUAAUUGUUGUUAAGGUUACAUUUCCCUUAUACUGGGAACAGUAAAAACUAAGCAGAGUACACUCAAUAGAAGAAGAAAAAAUGAGAUUCCUCAUUUUUGGAUUAGUUCUUUGCAGUGUUUUGAUGGUUGCACAUUCACAAAAAAAGAUGGUGUGCUACUAUGGUACAUGGGCAGUGUAUCGUCCAGGAAACGGAAAAUUCGAUGUAGAGGACAUUGAUACCAACCUCUGCACCCAUAUCAUUUACGGAUUCACAGGACUCGGAACGGACAACACAAUUCAGUGUCUCGAUCCAUGGAACGACCUUUACGACGGCGGUGGAAAGGGAGCUUUGUAUCGUUUCACUGGACUGAAAAGCAAAAAACCGUCGAUGAAAGCGCUUGUCGCAAUUGGCGGAUGGAACGAAGGGUCCGAAAAAUACUCUGUGAUGGUGUCUGAUCCUGCCAAACGAGCGGUAUUUGUCAACUCCGUAGUGAAUUUUAUAAAAAAAUUCAAUUUCGACGGACUUGACUUUGACUGGGAAUAUCCAGCUAAUAGAGGCGGAAUCCCUUCUGACAAGCAAAAUUUCGUCAGCAUGAUUCAAGAAUUGAGGAAUGCUUUUGCCCCGUACGGUUGGCUGCUUACAGCUGCUGUUUCUCCUGGAAAGUCGACAAUUGACAGCGCAUACGAUAUUCCAGCGGUAGCGAGUAAUUUGGAUCAGGUCCAUGUUAUGACCUAUGACUAUCAUGGGGCUUGGGACCCGUACACUGGUUUGAAUUCUCCGUUGUUCUCAAACAAUCUUGUCGAUAAAGGCACUGACAAUAUCUUGAAUGCGAACUGGACGAUUAACUACUGGAUCUCGAAUGGUGUACCUCGUUCUAAAAUCAUUUUCGGGAUGCCACUUUACGGUCGCGGAUUUGUUCUUGACAAUCCUUCCGUAAAUGGCUUCUAUGCUCCAGCCGCUCUUCCUAUUCCCGAUGGACCCUAUACGAGGCAAAAUGGAACAUGGGGAUACAACGAGAUUUGCGAGAAAUUUAAAUAUGAAGCUGGAUGGACAGUUGUUCGUGACUCAUGCUACAUGUCUCCUUACGCAGUCAAGGGAAAUCUUUGGAUAGGAUACGAUGACCAACAGUCAUUGCGGGCUAAGGCUCAAAUGGUUGCUGCCAUGAAUUUGGGCGGUGCACUUAUUUGGGACAUGGAUACUGACGAUUUCCGCGGUCUUUGUCACGGAACAACAUUCAUUUUGACCAAAACAGUUAUCGAUGCCAUGAACGGGCCAACUAACCUCAUGCCAAGUCCGAGUUAUCCUUGUAGAACUGAUACUACAUUAACAACUACAUCCGUAAGCACAACUACUGCAACUCCUCCUUCAACGAAGAAAAAGAUGGUGUGCUACUAUGGUACAUGGGCAGUGUAUCGUCCAGGAAACGGAAAAUUCGACGUAGAGGACAUUGAUACCAACCUCUGCACCCAUAUCAUUUACGGAUUCACAGGACUCGGAACGGACAACACAAUUCAGUGUCUCGAUCCAUGGAACGACCUUUACGACGGCGGUGGAAAGGGAGCUUUGUAUCGUUUCACUGGACUGAAAAGUAAAAACCCGUCGAUGAAAGCGCUUGUCGCAAUUGGUGGAUGGAAUGAAGGCUCUGAAAAGUACUCAAUGAUGGUUUCUGAUCCAGCCAAAAGAUCAAUCUUCGUUAAUUCCGUAGUGAACUUCAUCAGGAAAUAUGGCUUUGAUGGUCUAGAUUUCGACUGGGAAUAUCCAGCUAAUAGAGGAGGAAUCCCAUCUGAUAAGCAAAAUUUCAUCAGCAUGAUUCAAGAACUGAAAAAUGCUUUUGCCCCGUACGGUUGGCUGCUAACAGCUGCUGUAGCUUCAGGAAAAUCGACAAUUGACACUGCGUACGAUAUUCCAGCAGUAGCGAGUAUUUUGGAUCAAGUCCAUGUGAUGGCCUAUGACUAUCAUGGGGCUUGGGAGCCGUACACUGGUUUGAAUUCUCCGUUAUUUUCAAAUCCUUAUGUUGACAAAGGAACUGACAAUAUUUUGAACGUGAACUGGACGAUUAACUACUGGAUCUCGAAUGGCGUACCUCGUUCUAAAAUCAUCUUCGGGAUGCCACUUUAUGGUCGCGGAUUUGUUCUUGACAAUCCUUCCGUAAAUGGCUUCUAUGCACCAGCUGCUCUUCCUAUUCCCGAUGGACCGUACACUAGACAAAAUGGAACAUGGGGUUUUAAUGAGAUUUGCGAGAAGUUCAAAUAUGAAUCUGGAUGGACUGUUGUUCGUGAUUCGUGUUAUCAAUCUCCCUAUGCAUUCAAGGGAAAUCUUUGGAUAGGAUACGAUGAUCAACAGUCAUUGAGAACAAAGGGUCAAAUGAUUGCUGCUAUGAAUUUGGGCGGUGCACUAAUUUGGGACAUGGACACUGACGAUUUCCGCGGCCUUUGCUACGGAACAACAUUCAUUUUGACCAAAUCGAUUAUCGAUGCCAUGAAUGGUCCAACUAAUCUUAUGCCAACUAAUCCAUGCGCAACAACAUUUACAUCAACUACCCCGACGACAACUACUACUCGGACGACUACUCCAACAACAACAACUACUCCAACAACUACUACUCGGACAACCACCCCAACAACCACUACUACUCCGACGACAACAACUACUCCAACAACAACCACUCCGACCACAACUACUACUCGGACAACCACCCCGACAACCACUACUACUCCGACGACAACAACUACUCCAACAACAACCACUCCAACCACAACUACUACUCGGACAACCACCCCAACAACCACUACUACUCCGACGACAACAACUACUCCAACAACAACAACCACUCCGACCACAACUACUACUCGGACAACCACCCCGACAACCACUACUACUCCGACGACAACAACUACUCCAACAACAACAACCACUCCGACCACAACUACUACUCGGACAACCACCCCGACAACCACUACUACUCCGACGACAACAACUACUCCAACAACAACAACCACUCCGACCACAACUACUACUCGGACAACCACCCCGACAACCACUACUACUCCGACAACAACUACUACUCGGGCAACAACAACUACAACAACUACUCCCCCAACGUCGAUUGCAACAAUACAUCCACCCAGUUAUUACUGCAAAAGAGAAGGAUAUAAUGCUGAUCCGGACGACUGCGGUGUUUUCCAUCAGUGUGUAUACUACACUGAAACUGGAUGGCAGGAUUUCGUUCAACCGUGUGCGCCGGGAACCGUAUUCAGUGAGAGCAUGUACACAUGCGCCCAACCAGAAUUGGUCCCGGGAUGUGAAUUCUACUACGAAAAUAAAACCACGCAACAGAUAUCUUAAAUCUAGCAGCAAUUGUUCUAUAUUUCGAUCAACUCUAUUGGAUCAAUUUACCGCAAUUUUUUAAAAUUUCAUUUUCUUUACAGGGUGGUGGAAAAUUUCUGUGAAAUAUAUUCAAUUAAUUACAAGU
Daphnia pulex (common water flea) is the source of this 3535-nucleotide messenger RNA. RefSeq names its product probable chitinase 10. The coding region runs from base 163 to 3408 and encodes 1081 amino acids. The record is from RefSeq and is a predicted model, not a curated record. Gene Ontology annotation, molecular function: chitinase activity; chitin binding. The transcript is spliced from 17 exons. Gene Ontology annotation, biological process: chitin catabolic process; carbohydrate metabolic process. Gene Ontology annotation, cellular component: extracellular region. Lineage: Eukaryota; Metazoa; Arthropoda; Branchiopoda; Diplostraca; Daphniidae.